Plectropomus leopardus (leopard coralgrouper) is the source of this 2118-nucleotide messenger RNA. RefSeq names its product LIM-domain binding 1b (gene ldb1b). NCBI's taxonomy places the organism in Eukaryota, Metazoa, Chordata, Actinopteri, Perciformes, Serranidae. The record is from RefSeq and is a predicted model, not a curated record.
GCAUGAAAACAGACCAAGACUUUGAGUUAGAUCAGUAUGUGAAAGUGCAUUUGUGGGUGACAAAAUGGCGAUGUCAGAACAGCUUGAAACUGAAGGAGGCUGUUCCUCCAAGUCAUUCAAGCUGUACUCCCCCAAGGAGCCCCCCAACGGUAGCACUUUUCCCCCUUUCCACCCCGGCACCAUGCUGGACAGAGACGUGGGUCCCACCCCAAUGUAUCCUCCCACAUACCUGGAGCCCGGAAUAGGGAGGCACACACCAUAUGGCAACCAGACAGACUACAGAAUAUUUGAACUCAACAAAAGGCUACAGAACUGGACAGAGGAGUGUGACAACCUGUGGUGGGAUGCAUUUACUACAGAGUUCUUUGAAGAUGACGCUAUGUUGACUAUUACUUUCUGUCUGGAGGAUGGACCCAAACGUUACACAAUUGGCCGGACGUUGAUUCCAAGGUACUUCCGGAGUAUAUUCGAGGGCGGUGCCACUGAGCUCUACUAUGUGCUGAAACAUCCCAAGGAGUCCUUCCACAAUAACUUUGUCUCCCUUGACUGUGAUCAGUGCACUAUGGUCACCCAGAAUGGAAAGCCCAUGUUCACACAGGUGUGUGUAGAAGGGCGAUUGUACCUGGAGUUUAUGUUUGACGACAUGAUGAGGAUAAAGACGUGGCACUUCAGCAUCAGACAACACCGUGAACUCAUCCCCCGCAGUAUACUGGCCAUGCAUGCCCAGGACCCACAGAUGCUGGACCAGCUGUCCAAAAACAUAACAAGAUGUGGCCUGUCGAACUCCACCCUUAACUACCUCCGACUGUGUGUGAUUCUGGAGCCCAUGCAGGAGCUGAUGUCCAGACACAAGACAUACAGCCUCAGCCCCAGAGACUGCCUCAAGACCUGCCUCUUCCAGAAAUGGCAGAGGAUGGUGGCACCACCCGCUGAGCCAUCAAGACAGGCGCCAAACAAAAGGCGGAAGCGUAAGAUGUCAGGUGGCAGCACCAUCAGCGGAGGUGGAGGAACUAAUAAUAACAACAACAACAAAAAGAAGAGCCCCGGCAGUGGCUUCCCUCUGUCCAGCCAAGUUCCAGAUGUGAUGGUGGUGGGAGAGCCCACACUGAUGGGGGGAGAGUUUGGCGACGAAGAUGAGCGUCUGAUCACACGGCUGGAGAACACGCAGUUCGACGCGGCCAACGGCAUUGACGACGAGGACAGCUUCAACAACUCUCCGGCGCUGGGCUCCAACUCGCCCUGGAACAACAAGGCCCCCUCCAGCCAGGAGAGCAAGAGCGAUAACCCCACCUCACAGGCAUCGCAGUAGAGCCCAGAGUCCUUCAACCUCAACACGAACCCCGUCUCUGCCACUCCUCAGACCUCACCCCAACCCACCCCGACAGCCACGAGUGCUACAGUCCAUCGGCCAGACAUCACAGUAGAGCUCAGCACAUCCGUUGCUGUGACUCCCUCAUAUUUAGGCAACACCUCCUUUUCCUCAUCUCACAUUCAAAAUGUCCCAUCUGCUCUCGCUACUUUUCAGUUUGGACAGCGACCGUGUUGAUGUAAUCGAGGAGGCGCAGGGAUUGAAUCCAGGCGAGAACUGUGCACACUGAACUACCCAUACUGAAGUCCACAUGUAGGAAGGGGCGGGGUGGAGGGGAUGGUGGCAUCGGGGGUUGGAAAUGGUGGCGAGUUGCUUAGGGACCACUUGCCCACCCGUCCUCUGAACAUGGCUCUCAAUUCUGGUCUGCUCCGUUGAUGCACAAGUCGCUCGUGAUGUCUGUUCAUAGAGUAUAUGUGUGUGCGUUUGUGUGAAGUGUGUGAGGAGAGAAAAGAGGCAGCGUGAGCUUAUCUGUGGCUUUGCUGAGGCCGACAGACCAGAAUUUAGAGUCAGUCUGUAAAACCAUUGAAAUUCACACACGUGUAGGAGAGCUGAAAUGUGGCACUAGGGAAACAUCAUACAUCUACACACACGAAUAAACAUAAUGAUUGAAGGAUUUUGAGUCCCCUAGUGCCAGAGCCAUCUCUGAUUAGACUACAAUGGAUGCAGUCUUUCAAACAGAGAGCAUUUACAACACACACACACACACACACACAGACACACACACACACACAGACACUCACACACACACA